UGACCAUUCCUCGUCCUUAUCGUUUAUUGUUUGAGAUUCCUGCAGAGUCUCUUCUUGUGUAUCUUCUUCCUUAGUACCGUCUUCGAUAAUCGUAGGUUCUUCAUAUGUCUCAAUAUUUACUUCAUUUGGUAAUGGAGGAGUCCAUUGUUCUUCGUCCUGAUCUUUUAUUGUUUCUUCCGGAGGAUUUUCUCGUUCAUCUUCUUCCUCAGUAGCUUCUUCGAUAAGCGUAAGUUCUUUGUGCGCUUCAAUAUUUCCAUCUUCUUGUAAUGGAGGUGUCCAUUGCUCCUCGUCCUCAUCGGUUAAUGAAUGUGAUUCCUGCAGUACCUCUUCUUGUUUGUCUUCUUCAGUUUUUUCUUCUUUUUCUUUUUGUACUUCGAUAUUUUCUUCUUCUAUUAAUGGAGGUGUCCAUUGCUCUUCAUCCUCAUCGACUAUUGAUGCAACUUCAUGUUCUUCAUGCUCCUCAAUAUUUUCUUCGUUAGUCUCUUCUGGUAAUGUUUCAUUUAUAUUUUCAAAGGCUGCAGGUACUAGACUUGAUGAAGUUGUUUCAAUUGCCGUGUCUUGUUUCGCAAGUUCCGCGUCAACCUUACCAAUAAUUUCUUCUGAUAAACGUUUUUGCCCCGCAACAGC
Meloidogyne enterolobii is the source of this 627-nucleotide messenger RNA. The record is from the annotation of a GenBank genome assembly. NCBI's taxonomy places the organism in Eukaryota, Metazoa, Nematoda, Chromadorea, Rhabditida, Meloidogynidae.